Messenger RNA from Salpingoeca rosetta, 3999 nucleotides. RefSeq names its product single-subunit RNA polymerase. Gene Ontology annotation, biological process: mitochondrial transcription. Gene Ontology annotation, cellular component: mitochondrial DNA-directed RNA polymerase complex. Gene Ontology annotation, molecular function: protein binding; mitochondrial promoter sequence-specific DNA binding; DNA-directed RNA polymerase activity. NCBI's taxonomy places the organism in Eukaryota, Choanoflagellata, Craspedida, Salpingoecidae. The transcript is spliced from 23 exons. The coding region runs from base 41 to 3946 and encodes 1301 amino acids. The record is from RefSeq and is a predicted model, not a curated record.
CCCACGUUGUGUUUGGCGUGGACAAGAAGACAAGACGACGAUGCGAGGCGGAGGCGCAACAGGCGCAGCCGCUGCGGCUGCGGCGAGAUGGUCGUUGUUGCGGUGUGGAGGGACUGGAAGCAAUAGCGUCAGGGUCAGUGCUGUGCAGAGGGGUGGGUUGGUUGCGAGAAGCAGCCAAAUAAGAAGAGGUAGUGCCCGUGCACAACAACAGAUAUUUGCUGGAUGCAGACGCUGGAGCAGCAACAGCACCUUGAGCAGCUCCAUCAACACCACCGCCAACCAGAGCAGCAGCGGAAGCGGCGGCGUAAGGGCCAGCUGCUGGUGCUCGUUGAUGCCCAAGGGCGGGAGCACCAUGCGCCAUGGUCGCCAGCAGGUUACUUUGCCACACACCAGCUUGCGUUAUCUAUCGCACACACAAUCAUCAUCAGCAGCAGCAGCAACGGCUGGCGCCGCGCCAUGGCUGCACUGGCAUCGCCAUGCACACGCUUCAGCGCCUCAACCACAGCAGCCACAAGCGCAACACCAGCACCGCAGGCGAUACUCCUCCAACGGAGAGACACCGUCGGUAGCAGACACGCUGCCGUUAUCAGACACGCCGAUGGUGGCAGAUGCGCAUGCGAACACAACAGCACCGAGCACAGUAGCUGGCGCCGCGGACCAAGCAGCCACGCGGACCGCAAGCGCGGAUGACUCGUGCACGGCACCUUCAUCCACACUGCCCGUGUACAGCAAAGUCACGCAGCAGUUGCUGGGCAUGCUGAGGCGAGUGUCCGAGCAAGAGGAGAACGCGCCGCAGGGCAAGAAGGCCACCAAGCCUGGUCUCAUUGAGCAGCUGGUGGAAGAGAAGCGCUGUGUCUCUCAGGUGCAGGAGUACUUGGCCAUGUUUGAAGUGCACGUGCAGAACGGCAACAUCAACUUGGCAGAGGAGAUCCUGUACAACGAAGACCUGCGGCUGCCAAUCACCACGGACAAGUUCAACAUCCUCCUCAAACACUGCGCCAAACACACGUAUGAUCUUCGUUGCGAGAGCAUUUUCAACCACAUGCUGCACAUGAACGUCCCGCCAGAUGCAACCACAUAUGCCCUGCUCAUCCUUGCCAUCAGACGCCACGACAAGCCAGAUGCCAUCCGCCACAUCCUACAGCUUGCAGCUGACAUGGGGUUUUCUCAUCACGAUAUGCUGCGCGCACCGCUCUUCGCCACAGACAUCAACUUGCUCGACCUCUUCAAGAAGCAACUGCAGCGCGUCGGGCUGGCGGAUGCGAGCCGGCCGCGACCGCACGUGGUGGACGUCGAGUUGUACGAGCAGCAGUGGAACCAGGAGGCAUCACUCGGUGUAUCCCUGGAUGCGAUUCCCACGCGAUCGACGCGCGAAGCGUUUGACGAGUUCAUGGCGAAGCCAAACGUAGAUUCGGAGACGAACAUGUCUGCGUAUCACAUCUGGAUCGACGACAUUGCAGCCGCCAUCGACCACCAGCGCGAGAUCAUGGUCUCGUCCCCUAAACAAGUGGAUGCUGAGCUGGCGUGGAAGAUUCUGUACAACAGCUUCGUCGACUCCCGCGCCAUCGCUACUGCCGCCCUCUCAGUCUUUGAGCACCAGACCGCGGCCAACCCGUACGGCUGCAAGAUGAACUCGAUGGUGAUGAGUAUUGGCCGCGCUGUGUACCGCACAUUCGCCGUCGCCCUGGCCCGCGAAGCUGGCCCCUCCGACCUGGAGCGAACGGUGUACGCCCGCUAUCACCAGAUAAUGUCGGACAGAGAGCAGAUGAAGAAACACAGCCCGUCAAAGCUCUGGCGCCAGCUCAUGAAGGAAUACUCGAUUGAGUCGGGUGUCUCUGUUCCCAACGAGGACUCGGGUCUCGCCUUCUGGACACCGCGGAUGCUGGGUGCUGUUGGUGGCGAAAUGAUCGACCUGGUCCUGCGAAAGGCAACACUGUCUGCCAUCACAGGGAGAGCCGAAGACAAGGAACUGCCCGCGUUUUAUCACACGUAUGAAUUUGAGGGAACAAAACGUUUUGGUUUCAUCCGCACCCACGACACCGUCCAAGAUUACUCGUACAACUUUGUCGCCACCAACGCCCAGCUCGGAAAGAAUGUGUUUCGGCGGUCGAUUGACGCCGUGAACCUGCCGAUGUUGGUCCUGCCAAAGCCCUGGACGGGCGUGCGCACGGGUGCCAGCCUCGUCUCCCCAGUGACGAUCAUGCGCACGUUUGAUUCGCACUUCCACCACUACGCGCUGCUUGCGGAGACGACCCACCUGCUCGACGAUAUGUUUGAUGCCCUCACCUACCUCUCCUCCAUGGCAUGGCGUGUCAACACAAAGGUGUUUGAUGUGGUGCGCGCCGCUUUUGAGGCGGAAGUUGGCGUUGAAGAGCUCGCGAUUGCACCGCACAUCAUUCAGCCGCCGCCAGUGCCAGCAAGGACGGCAGACAUGUCUGCGGAAGACAAAGCCAAGUACCAGCGCCAAGUCAUGGAGCAUCGAAAGCAGAGCUCGGAAGCGUAUUCCCAACGCACCACUCUCCACCUCAAGCUCAUGGUCGCACAGGCGCUGCGGGACCAGGACUUUUACCUCCCGCACAACCUUGACUUCCGUGGGCGCGCGUACACCAUCGCUCCGUACCUGACACACAUUGGUGACGACCUUUCCCGCGGCCUCCUUGUGUUUGCCGAGAAGAAGCCGCUGGGGAAGAACGGCCUGCGCUGGCUGAAGAUCCAUCUUGCAAACGUCUACGGCAAUGACAAGUGCUCAUUGGACGACCGCGAGAAGUUUGCUGAAGACAACAUGCACCACGUCGAAGAGACUGUUCGCAAUCCCCUCCGCUUCCUCGAGGACGGGGAGCCCAUGUGGUGGCUCCAAGGCGACAACCCCUGGCAGGUUCUGGCUGUGUGUAACGAGCUACAUGACGCAAUGUGUGCCCCAAACCCGGAGGAAUUCGAGUCCGGUUUUCCUGUCCACCAGGAUGGCACGUGCAACGGCCUGCAGCACUACGCAGCGCUUGGACGCGACGUGGAAGGUGCGCGACACGUGAAUCUCGUGCGCGUUCCGGAAGACGACCGCCCGCAGGACGUGUACAGCGCCGUUGCUCGCACGAUCGACACGCACUUGCAGCGCCACGCACAGGGCGACUUCUCAUCCACGUCGAAGCUGCCCGUAUCACACGAGGUGGCGCAGGAGCUUGCGUCGCUGCUGGUGGCACAAGGCCCCAUGAAACGCAAGAUUGUCAAGCAGACGGUGAUGACGAACGUGUACGGCGUGACGUUCGUCGGCGGGCGGGAGCAGAUAGGGCGCCAGCUGAAGGCUGCCAAGGUGGUGCCGCCUGAGAAGGUGUAUGCGACGGCGUCAUAUCUGACGGCGCUCGUGUUCCUGAGUCUGGGCGAGAUCUUUGAGAAGGCUCAGCUGAUCCAGCAGUGGCUGUCCCAGCAGGCGAAGAAGAUUGCCGCGUCAGGCGAGCCGGUGGCGUGGGUUACCCCCAUUGGCAUGCCCGUCGUGCAGCCGUACCACAACGCCAUCAAGUCCACGUUUUCAACAAACCUGCAGACCAUCUGGCUUGUGGAGACUGGCAAUCCGUCACAGUUGCCGGCGGUUGGCAAGCAGGGGUCAGCGUUCCCACCAAACUUUGUCCACUCGCUCGACUCAACGCACAUGAUGAUGACCGCCAACGCGUGUCGCAAGGACGGAGUUGCCUUUGCCAGCGUCCACGACAGUUACUGGACCCAUGCCGCGACGGUGGAUCAAAUGAGCAGACACACGCGCGAGCAGUUUGUCAACAUUCACUCGCGUCCGCUGUUGAAGGAUUUGCAUUCAUUCUUCAGGCUGCAGUAUGAGGGUCGCAAGUACGUGCGCCCGCGUGGGAACGACGAGACGACGGUUGAAAUCGACCCGUGCCCGGAGCAGGGCGAAUUCGACAUCAACGAGGUACUGAAUUCCAAGUAUUUCUUCAGCUGAGGAGAAGAGAUAACACCAGACACGUGAACAGGCAAAUCGACUGAACAGCUGUG